AUGCCUAUGGCCAUAUCUCACUCUGAUUUGACCCACAUUCCAACGCCUGAGGCUGGCCUAAAGAGUAGUGCCUUCAGUUCACCAAGCCCUCUUCGUGAGAUGAUAGAUUGCCCACGUCGUGAUCAAGAUAGCCGCUCCAUAGACCGACCUGUCGGUGAUGAUCCUGCUGCUCAACGAGGUCUACUGAAAACACGUAACGAAUUUCUUGCACAUUCCAAUCCAAGUUCUGUUGCUUCGGAGAAGGGAAAGAUGUUGGGCCUCAUCUCCAUCGGCCUGGGUUACUUUCACAAGCAUUUGACAGGUUUGAAGAUGCCACGUACACAUAUGAAGUCAUUGUUAUAUGAUCUUCGCCAUUACGCCUGCCACCAGAGCCACGAAAUGCCUGGAAGGAAGGAAUGCAUGGGAUUUCUUGUAAAGCGCAAGGAAGACUCCCACAGACUGUCGAGCACAUGA
Molecule: messenger RNA, 453 nt
Organism: Paraphaeosphaeria sporulosa
Lineage: Eukaryota; Fungi; Ascomycota; Dothideomycetes; Pleosporales; Didymosphaeriaceae
Exons: 2
Coding region: 1-453 (150 amino acids)
Source: RefSeq, a predicted model, not a curated record